Leptinotarsa decemlineata (Colorado potato beetle) is the source of this 5046-nucleotide messenger RNA. Its product is annotated as lateral signaling target protein 2 homolog. Gene Ontology annotation, molecular function: metal ion binding. Lineage: Eukaryota; Metazoa; Arthropoda; Insecta; Coleoptera; Chrysomelidae. Gene Ontology annotation, cellular component: early endosome membrane. The record is from RefSeq and is a predicted model, not a curated record.
CUUGUCACUUUUCAGAACAUGAUUUGUUAAGUCAAACUUUCUUUUAUUAGAUUAUCUAUAAGUUAUUCUACAACAAAAGCAAACAUUCUUCAUAAACAUUAUUAAUUCAGUCACCGGAAUUUACUGAAUUCAAUAAGAAACUGGUAAUAAUUUUUUAAAGAUGUCACCAUGGAACUUUCACGUGCUCCAGUUUAUGAAUCAAAAACAAUUUUAUAAAUUCUAUUUGAACAAUAUGGAAAAGUUAUGUUUGUGAUAAUCCUAUUGUGAAGUAAUGUGGUAUGAUGGAAUCCAUUCGAAAGUGGUUGUAUAAACCUAAGAAAGAUGACAAGUCACUAUUGGCACAAUUUUUUUAUGCUGAUGAAGAUCUCAACAUUGUCGCCAAUGAGUUAGAUAGUUUUGACGGUAGAAAGGACCCGGAAAGAUGCACCACCUUAGUCAAUCAAUUGCGGCAGGCACAAGACAAAGUAUUAACAAUUACCAAUUCCAUCAUGGACGUUUUGAUUGGAGACGAAAGGGCCGACAGAGAUUUUAGGGUCAAAUUUCCUGAAGAUGUGCUCCAGGACAAUCUUGCUGGCCAAUUGUGGUUUGGGGCAGAGUGCCUGGCCGCUGGUUCAUCGAUUAUGAAUAGGGAAUCAGAAAGUACUGUGAUGCGACCAUUGGCGAAAGCAGUGACAAAAAGUCUAGAAAACGUGAGAAACCUUCUUAGAGAUGCGUGUCUUCGAAACAACACUCCGAACGGUCCAAUAAAGCUCGAUUCCAAUGAGCUUGUUACUGAAAUGCUACUAGAGAGCCUCAAAAUAUUCGACAGACUCUUUGCUGAAUUCGAAUUAGCAUAUGUGAGUGCCAUGGUGCCUGUAAAAUCAACUCUGGAGUAUGAGUUGCAAGAGCUCAUAGGGGUUCUGUUUUCAGAAACCUUGCAGAGAGCUCUGAAAAUGAAACUUUUGACCCAAGAAAUGGUGGACGACUGUGAUCCUGCUUUAAUGUUCACCAUUCCUCGUCUAGCUAUUGUCAGUGGCCUUCUAAUUUUUCCAAAUGGACCUUUAUUCAUUGACAAACCUGUCGAAGAAAUGAGUGAAAUGUUCCGACCUUUCCGAACUCUUUUGCAUAAAAUUCGGGAAUUGCUGUGGAUUUUGAACAAAAGAGAAUUGUAUAUGUUGGAAAAAUUAUUAUGUGAUAACGAACAGAUUAGUGACUUAAAAUCGGUUAGUAAUGUAGGUGUUGAUAGCAAUUUGGAUGAUUUUAUCAACCAAUUUUAUACUGAUUACCAUCUUUGUGAAGACUCUUUUUUAAAUUCUGUUUCGACAAGUGCCAAUAAUGUUGGAAGUGCUAGUAAACAAGAAAGUGUUCAAAAGUCUCCUCAACGAAAUUAUGCCAACAUCAUAGAUAUACCCUCAACUUCUGGACAUUUGAUACCUAAAACUGUGUUCCAUCACACCAUCAUUGCAGCAUCAUCAGUGUCUCCUUCUCACAGAAUCCGACAUGAAUCACCUCCUGAUCAUGACUCAUUGGAAGUGAUUUCGGUAGCGGCUGCCACACUUUCUUCCAUUCUUACUACUACUGAUGUGCUGUCCAAUCAGAAGGAAUCAAAACCCACGACACAACUCGAAGACCUAGAAUCUCCCAAUGACUCCGGUAUUUGUACUGAAACUACCAGUUUGGACAGAUCUCCUAGCUUGGAGCUGAACGAGUCUAAAAAGUGCAAUUGUUCUAGUAACUUUGCUUCGGCAACUUGUCCUUGUAAAAAAUCUGCACCUCAGCGGCCCGUCAUAGUUGUCAAGAAUUCACUACGAGCAAAAUCUUGCCACUCACCGGGAACAAGCAAUUCAUCAUCGUUUUCUAUGAAUAAGAAGAAAAUGAAUGAUAGGGCUGCAAGUGGAAUAACCGAUGAAGAUUCUCCAAGCUCAGAAAGCUCUGAAACUUCCUCUUUCCACAGCAUUUGUGCUGAUGAUGAAGAAAUAGCGCUCGCCAUGCAAGCUGCUGAGUUGGCUAGUAGGAAUGAAGUUAGAGCAAAAUUCAGGUCGAGUGAAGAUCUACUUCAUCGGUUAUUUGUCUGUAUUGCUGGUGUGGCAGAUCAGCUUCAAACAAAUUUUGCUUGUGACCUGAGAAAUAUUUUGAAAUCAGUUUUUUUGAUCAACACAUCUAGUCCUGAGUCAGCAAAAACUCUCGAAUCUCCCAGUUUAGACGUCUCUAUUGAAUAUCACCCACCUGAAGGAGAUGUUAUUGAAAAUCAUGAAUUUUCUGUUGACCCCAAUAUUCUGGCCCAAGAAGCUUUAUUCGACACUAAUGUUUUCUUUCAUCUGGAUUCAGAAGAGUGUCCUUCAGAAUAUUCCAACCACCCCAGGCAACUUCAAAGUGAUGAGCGCAGUUUAAGUUCUUUAUCUUCAGACCUGAAUAGGUAUGCAUCCUUACGAGAGGAUAUUGCUAACUUGGCAACCAGCAUCAUUUCUCAAGCUAACGAAACCAAUGGCAGUAGGGAACAGUACGAGGAACAUGACUUCUCGCGACCUCCCGUCUGGAUCCCCGACGUUGAAGCCCCUAAAUGUAUGAGUUGUGGAGCCAACUUCACUGUUGUGAAACGUCGGCACCAUUGCAGAAAUUGCGGAAAGGUAUUUUGUGCCAGAUGUUCGUCCAAUAGUGUUCCGCUCCCUAAGUUUGGUCACAUAAAGCCUGUUAGAGUGUGUAAUAAAUGUUUCAUAUACAACUUAACCCCUUUCACGAUGUAAGGGUUAAGGUUGUUCAAUAAUGUACUUAACUUUAAGACAUAAAUAUUGUUCGAAAAAUACCAAAUGUUUUUCGCAAUUUUGCUUGGUGUGCGUUUCCAUGAAGACUUGCAAUAUUUCUCUCUCAUUAUGACAUUUAUCCAAUAAUCGAAUUUAUCACUUGAUACUUUUUUCAUUGCAUAAUUUUGUAUAUUAAGAGAUUGAUUAGGUUGUGAAUGAGUGAUAUGCAAAAAAUGACUAUUAGAAACCUUCCGGGGAUUACUUUAUUGGAAGUUUUUUUAAUAAGUGACCUUCAUGUUUUUUUUAUUUACCUUCCCGAUUUUGAUGUAUAUAUACAUUUAUUUUUGGAAAUGAAUUGAAACAAUCCAACUUGUUUUUUUACGGUAACUUGGAACCUGCUUAGUCUCAAAUAACUGACAAAAGGGUUCUUCUAUAAUAUUUUUUACAACGAAAGAUCCAAGAAAAAACACUAUCACUUGGAAAAUUCUUCGGCAAAAUCUCAAACCUUAUGAAAUUCUGGUGAGCUAACAAUAAUUAUUUUGAAAUUUUGAUAAUAGAAAUAUGUACAAAGGAGUAAUCUGAUCUUUCUUCAAGUGAGGUUUAGCAAACAAUUCCUGGUUUCAAAAUUGUGAAAUUGGAUCUAACAACUUCUCUUGUACCAACUCAUAAAAUACUUUAGAUAUCAGAAUGGUUUUGAAUUUCAUCAAGUUCCUCCAUAGGGAUCUACAAAAAUAUGUUCGUAUAUUCUAAUAGAUCAUAUUUGCCAAUACAUAUGCAGAUUUGAGACGAAGGUUAAUCUCUGUAUUAUUUUAAUGUUGAAAUACAGUUUGAGAUACUUUCGUCUCAAACAGAGUAACAUAUAUCUACAUAUGUAUUUACAAGUAUGAAUAUGCAAGUUGAAACUGAAACAAUUAUUUCUGUUGAAUCCUGAUGAUGAACUAGACAGAGUUAGGACUGUUGGCGAAAUCACAUAUUUUUUCAUAUUUCGAUCAGGAAACCCCAAUUUGAUUAUUCCGGGAUUACUCUUUCAAAUAUAAAUUUUAAUAUGCCACUUUUCUAUCUAAUAUAUAAUAAAUAGGAAAUAUUUACCUAUUGAAAACACUGUUUCCACACCGAAAAAAAGUCUGUCUCUUGAUCCAUGUUUCUCUAAGUUAGUGACCGAACCCAACUAAUUUAGCAUCAUCAGGAAAUGACUACAACUAAUGGUAACUUGGUUAGCAAAAUGCUCAUUGAGAAACAUUAUUUUUGUUUUGAUCUGGAGAAAAUGCUUUGAGUAGAUUAAUUUUACGCCAGAAGUUCCAAUUCUUCCUGUCAGGAAAUAUUUAUUUUCUCAAAAUUAUGUUGUCUUCACUAACUACAUAUGGAAUUUCCUUUGUCUAAGCUGGCAGUAACUGCGUUUGAUUUUUAUGCUUCAAAUUAUUCUGAAGGUUGAAAUAUCUUGAAAAAACUGUUUUGUCUCUGAGAAUGAUUGCUAUUUUUUCAACAAAAAAAAAUUGAAGUAUCAUGUGUUACUAAAUAUUAGUCAUUUUAUUUACUUUUGGUACUUGUGAAUCAAAGUGUGUCUUGUUUGCUAUCACACUGAUAACUUUUUCCAUUACAGAAGUUGUUAAUUUUUCUACACCAUAUGAAUUGAUAUCAAAUGUAAAAUCUGUCUAUCAUUUCAGUUUUGUUUUUUGGUUCCUGAAGAGAUGGAUAAAGUUACCGAGACUGACUACAACUAUAUAUUUAAUUUUAUAUCUAUCAUAUAUUGUGCUUGUCAAAUGCAGUUGUUUUAUUUAAUAUUUUGGAUCUACUAAAACCUUAUGUGUAGAGCAUUUUUUGAGUCUUUAAGAAAUUUGUUUUUACAUCCCCUUUAUUUUGCAAAAAAUGAAUACAUUUUAGUUUUCAGUAUUAUUUAUACAAUGAAUAACAUUUAUUUCAAUAUACAUAUUACAAACUUUUCAUUUCUUGGAUAACAUAUAUUUUCAGGUCUGUUUCAGAUUUGCAAAUUUUGCAUGAGUACUGAAGAUGCUCUAUACCUCUAAGGUCGAAACUAAUCAUCAUCGCUGUUUCACUUGACACAUGAAUGCAGACUGAAAAUACACAAUAACACCUUUUUUAUGAUAAUAUAUCUUACAUACAUAAUUUCCUUCAAUAAAGUUUCAAUUUAUUCAAGGAUAUUUGUUUAAAAUUCCUGAAAUCUUGAGUAAGUACAAAAAUUAAUGCUCGCUAAUGAAUUUUUGCAGUGUUUUUAAUUAUUGUACUGAAAUCUUUUGUGAUAAACUUGUAUAUUUAUUUAUAAUAUGGUUCAUGGGAUAAUAUGUCCAAUAAAGAUUAUUUUUGACCA